UAAACUCUACUCCUUAACCAACUAAUACAAACCAACUAUAUAUUUCACUCUUCAAAACACAGAAAAAAAAAAAAAACAAAAGUGAAAGAAGAAAACAAAAGGAAAUGGCAACAGAACUUGAAAUUACGGAGCUAAGGUUGGGACUUCCAGGGGGGAAAAUGGAGAAAAAUGAGAAGAAAAGGGUGUAUUCUGAAAUUACAUGCAGUGACCAAAACAGCAGCAACAACGUUAAUUACGAUGAUGAUAAUUAUAAGUACUGUCAAAACAAGAAUCAAGUUGUGGGGUGGCCGCCGGUGUGUUCUUAUCGGAGAAAAAACAGCUUUAAAAUGUACGUCAAAGUUAGUAUGGAUGGUGCGCCAUUUCUGAGGAAAGUUGAUUUGAGCAAUCACAAGGAUUAUUCUCAACUUGUUAUGGCUCUUGAGAAGCUCUUUGACUGCUAUGGAAUUGGGAAAGCAUUAGAGGAUGCAGACAAGUCAGAGUACGUUCCGAUAUAUGAAGACAAAGAUGGAGAUUGGAUGCUUCUUGGCGAUGUUCCAUGGCAAAUGUUCAGUGAGUCAUGCAAAAGGCUAAGGAUAAUGAAGAGAUCGGAUGCAAAGGUUAUAGGGAUUGGCGCAAGAGACUUUCUCAAGAGAAAUGAGUAAUUAUGCAUGUUUACAUAUGUAACUGUAAUCUUAGGGGUGAUGCGAACACCCUAGACUUAAGUUAUGAUUUCCUCUUAAUUAUUCUAAUGACUAUCUAUUUUCGUCAAUAAUUUGGCUAUGUGAACCCAAAUAUUGUGCUUAAAUUGUGGCCAGCAGCUAACGCACUAGCAUUUGCUACCCUUAUCUUUUUCCCUUGUUUCAAUUCACUAAUAUUCUUGGUA
Molecule: messenger RNA, 862 nt
Organism: Nicotiana attenuata
Lineage: Eukaryota; Viridiplantae; Streptophyta; Magnoliopsida; Solanales; Solanaceae
Product: auxin-induced protein AUX22-like
Exons: 3
Coding region: 105-641 (178 amino acids)
Biological process (GO): regulation of DNA-templated transcription
Cellular component (GO): nucleus
Molecular function (GO): protein binding
Source: RefSeq, a predicted model, not a curated record